AUGUUCCUGUUGUAUGUGGUGCUGAGUCUGCUCAAGUUCAUCUGGCCCAAGUUUCAGAUGUUCAUUGAAGGCAAGCAGAAGAUCAUCAACCUUGUCAAGGACAUCACUGCGACGCUCAAGAGUGUCUCCGUUGACGAGCACUACACAUCUGUGCUAUACAGCACAUUCAUCAAGGCACUCAUCUCUGCAUGGACAGAGGGCCCCACAUGCAAACGUGAGGAUGGCACAACAUGCUCAAAGCUCACGAGCUAUGGAUGGGAUGAUUUACAGCAGAAAUUGACAUACUUUUGUUAUUGA
Molecule: messenger RNA, 297 nt
Organism: Coniophora puteana RWD-64-598 SS2
Lineage: Eukaryota; Fungi; Basidiomycota; Agaricomycetes; Boletales; Coniophoraceae
Exons: 3
Coding region: 1-297 (98 amino acids)
Source: RefSeq, a predicted model, not a curated record